Messenger RNA from Sinocyclocheilus grahami, 636 nucleotides. Its product is annotated as calmodulin-regulated spectrin-associated protein 2-like. NCBI's taxonomy places the organism in Eukaryota, Metazoa, Chordata, Actinopteri, Cypriniformes, Cyprinidae. Gene Ontology annotation, biological process: cytoplasmic microtubule organization; negative regulation of microtubule depolymerization. The transcript is spliced from 5 exons. The record is from RefSeq and is a predicted model, not a curated record. Gene Ontology annotation, molecular function: microtubule minus-end binding; calmodulin binding. Gene Ontology annotation, cellular component: microtubule minus-end. The annotation marks the transcript as partial.
AUGAGAAUGCUUGUAAACAAGGUGCAGUGCAUCUGGGUUCUACGUCAGAACGGCGCCUCCUGCGUCAACAAUACCACACGCAUGUGUCGUGGUACUCCCAGUUCUCACCUGGCGAUGAUUGACACUUUAAUGAUGUCGUACACAGUUGAAAUGGUCAGUGUGGAGAGAGUGCUGACCUGCAUACAGAAAUUUACUCCGUUUCUUCCUGAGGAGGACUUCCCUUAUGACGCUGAAGAGGCAAUAACCACUUGGAUCAGUAAGGUAAAUGAACAUCUGAGAGACAUUUUGGCGCAAGAAAAAAUAGUUAAAGAUGCAAACGAAGCCUUCAUUCUUCAAAAGGGGCGGUACAGGAGAGAGGACUCUAAAGCACGUCUGACUCUUUGUCUCUCCCUGGUGGACAAUCUCCUGAAGGACAACACGGACGGCUGUGCACUGGCUGCACUGCUGCACUUCUACUGUCCUGAUGCUGUGCCACUGGAAGAUAUCUGUGUCAAAGAAACGAUGUCAUUGGCUGACAGUCUGUACAAUCUCCAGCUGAUCCAGGAGUUCUGCAGAGAAAACCUCAACAACUGCUGUCACUUCACCCUGGAGGACAUGCUGUACGCCUCCAGCACCAUCAAGGUAAACCUGACGUCA